Molecule: messenger RNA, 1213 nt
Organism: Thamnophis elegans (Western terrestrial garter snake)
Lineage: Eukaryota; Metazoa; Chordata; Lepidosauria; Squamata; Natricidae
Gene: CLEC19A
Product: C-type lectin domain containing 19A
Exons: 5
Coding region: 1-564 (187 amino acids)
Molecular function (GO): signaling receptor activity
Source: RefSeq, a predicted model, not a curated record
AUGGUCUAUGGGUGGAAUUUCUGGGCAGCUCUGUCUGCCGUCUUCCUUGUAGCCCAUACAUUCCCGCACACCAAUAUUAAAAUAAGCCAAGCGUUGCCAGAGUCCAUCCUGUCUUAUUCCUGCCCCCUCUUCUGGACCGAAUAUGAAGGCUACUGUUACCGAUAUUUUCCCGUUAAUAAAACCUGGGCGGAGGCUGACUUGUACUGCGCGGAGUUCUCUAUCGGAAUAAAAUCGGCCAAAUUAGCAUCUAUCCACAGCUGGAAAGAGAAUGUGUUUGUCUAUGACCUGGUAAACAGCAGGGUGCCUGGGAUACCCACGGACAUCUGGAUGGGACUGAAUGAUCUCAGGCAGGAGAGCAACUUUGAAUGGACAGAUGGCUCUCCCUAUGACUACAACUACUGGGAUGGGAAUCAACCAGAUGACGGGAUCCACACUAUACCCGAGGAGGAAGACUGUGUCCAGAUCUGGUACAGAUACAGCAGUGCUUUAAGAUCUUGGAAUGACAACAGCUGCAACCGAGAAUUUCCAUUUGUGUGUAAGAUCCCCUCUUUGGCAGCUGACUAACCAGCAGUUCCUGCCCUGGAGAAAUGAAACAUCUGAGCUCAGAACGAUCAGCUGGAGCGAAACGAGUGUUUGUUUGUAUGUUGUGUUGUAUUGUUUGAUCCUUCUCCUAGGCAUCCUUUACCAAACGCUGCACUGACUCAUGUCUUCCCAACCGAGAAAUCUUUCUUGGAUCGGUGCUCAAAAUAUAUCAGAGCAGGAAAGGCUGACGUGUUAGACCACGGUAGCCCCGAAUCAGGAAGAAUCUGAGAGCACCUUUUCCGACUUAACCCUAGUUUAUUAAAAUGCACCAGCUUUUGUGAGUUUAUGUCUUUGGUGAGCUUAGAGUCUUAUUAAAAAAGCUUUUGUGAGCUCAUGCCUUUUCAUAAAGAGGGUUAAGAGGCAGAGAUGCGACUAGAUUACGGGUGAAAGAUAGCAGGAGCCAAAAUAUUUUUUUGCCUUCUGGGUCAAAAUGGGGAUGGGUGGAAGGAAACUGUAACUCCUCUGAUUGGAAAAAUAAUGUCCCUUUCCUUUUUUUUUUGUUUAUGUUCACAAGCUCAGCUUUAGACUGACACAAGAAUUACAUUAAAAGUUUGCCUUUCAAAAAUACCCUUCCAAAGUUGGCAUUGGCCAAUUUAGACUAGGCUAGACUAGAAUAGAAUAACAGAGUUGG